AUGUGGGUGGGCUGGUUUGACUUCGGUCUGCAGACAACAUUGGGCACUUUCUUUCUGGCAAUGCUUGAGCAGUUUGGUGAAAACCGUACUCAAACGGCCAGUGUACAGUCUAUGUUUAUUGGCGUCAACCAAGGUUUAGGUGUUUUUGCUGGUAUUCUUAUAACGAAAUUCGGAAUUACAAAAGUAUCUCUAACUGGAUCAAUUCUCGUUCCCUUGGGAUUUUUUCUGUCGUACUUUUCUUCUUCAUUAGUACAUGUCAGUGUCUGUAUUGGCUUUCUCUCUGCUGUAGGUGUUUCUUUGAUGUUUGUCAGCAGUGUUGUUAUGCUCAGUCGCGUGUUUCCCCAAAGACAGCUUCCCAUGGCAAUAGCGCUUCAUUCUGCGUCCAUAAGCUUUGCGGGACUGACUUAUCCGUUUAUUUUGGACUCUAUUCUAGGCACUUUUGACCUCCACGGUUCAUUCCUUAUAUUAAGUGCAUAUCUAUUCCAUAAUGUUGCUGUUAGUAUAUUCUUUUCGAAAACAGUAGCAAAUAUGGAAAGCGAGGACAAACGUAAAUUAAGGAACAAGAAUAAAAAACGUGAAAAAGCUGGAAAUAAUUACGAACGAAAUCAAGCCUUUCAAGAUGAAGAUUCAUCGGAGACAGUAUUAGAAAAUAAUCAAAGCAGUAGUAAUUCUGAUGAUUAUUCCAUAUCAAGUCCGAAAAAUACUGUCAACGGAAGUUUUACCGAUACUGGAACAUUCGAAGGAGAUUGCGAAAACCGAAAUGCAACUGUUUCAAUUAAACAUGCCACCCUUAACAAAACAAGUGUUAGAGAAACUGACAAAUUAGAUUCAGUAGAAAGCUGUGAAAGACAAAAGAUUGAAAUGCGUAAUUCGAUCUCCCUAAAACUUCGUCAGUACGUAUCUGGCCUUUUCUCUGUCCCGUUUCUGACUAUACUCAUUGCUACUGGCAUUGUUAUUGCCUCACAAAACGGAUAUGUUUCACUGCUGACAGACAUUUUCGAAUCGAAAGGAUACAAAAAGGACCAAGGCUUAAGAUCUUUUCUGAUGCUUAACCUUAGCUGUCUGGUAGCGCGGUUACUCCCAGCAUUUUUAAGACAAGUGCAAGGUGUUAAUCUGCUUAUCGUAGCAAUAGUGUUCUCUGUGUGUGGAUGCAUUGGGCAGGUGAUGAUUUUGUUUUCAACUAAUUACAUCUUGAUGAUGACUGGCGUUGGUCUGACGGGAAUUCAAAUGGGUGGUGUCAUUUCGGUGGCAUCCAUUUUUGUGGCGAAACUUGUUGGAGAGAAGACGUUUCCAGUGGCAUUUGGACUCAUCUUAACUGUUACUGGCAUACUUGCAUCAUCUUGUGGACCUGCUUAUGGUGCUGUUCGAGAUUUCUCUGACAGUUAUUCGCCAGUGUUACUGACAGGUGCUUGCGUUCAGCUAACUGGCUCAAUGUUGUUUCUGUUUGCACUGUUUUCUGGUAAAAAGAAAUUUGAAUCAGUCGUACCUAGAGCACAUAUCGUGACAUACUUGGCAGCUGCUACAACCAUAACAACAAGAAACAUAAUGUUACAUUACGCAGUAUAA
This is a messenger RNA of Mercenaria mercenaria, 1566 nucleotides long. RefSeq lists its product as uncharacterized. Bases 1 to 1566 code for a protein of 521 amino acids. NCBI's taxonomy places the organism in Eukaryota, Metazoa, Mollusca, Bivalvia, Venerida, Veneridae. The record is from RefSeq and is a predicted model, not a curated record. Gene Ontology annotation, biological process: transmembrane transport. The transcript has 4 exons. Gene Ontology annotation, molecular function: monocarboxylic acid transmembrane transporter activity.